Molecule: messenger RNA, 1593 nt
Organism: Nannizzia gypsea CBS 118893
Lineage: Eukaryota; Fungi; Ascomycota; Eurotiomycetes; Onygenales; Arthrodermataceae
Product: G2/mitotic-specific cyclin-B
Exons: 4
Coding region: 1-1593 (530 amino acids)
Biological process (GO): G2/M transition of mitotic cell cycle; regulation of cyclin-dependent protein serine/threonine kinase activity
Cellular component (GO): nucleus; cytoplasm; centrosome
Molecular function (GO): cyclin-dependent protein serine/threonine kinase regulator activity
Source: RefSeq, a predicted model, not a curated record
AUGCCACCGACACGAAGCCUACGACAGCGUACAGCUACUAAUGAAAACGAUGAGAAUGCAACUGCAGCAUCCACACGGCUCACCAGGGCCAAGGCUGCCGCCCUGUCUUCUGUUCCUGAGCCCCAAACAGGCGCAGUCAAGAAGGCCUUAGGCACGAGAAACACGGUCAACACAUCCACCACUACUGCCUUACAACGAAAGAGAGCUGCUCUUGGAGACGUGAGCAACGUGUCGAAGCAGGAUAAUGGCGAUGGCAAGCAGCUCAAGAAACCGACUUCCACUCGCGCUGCACUCACCUCCAAGUCCGCCACUCAGACAGGAGGCGUACAGAAAGUCACCCGCACAAACUCGACAAGAACAGCAUUAGGGGUCAAGGACUCAAACAAGAGAGAAACCACCGCAGAACCGAAGCGCCCUGGCAGUGGCUCUGGUGUGAUGGGCGGUCUCCAGACAAAACGCCACAGCCAGAAGCCUGCCCGAGCUGAAAGUGUUGUUAACGAGGAGCCGCCACGCAAGAAGCUUGACAGUGGGAAGGAUGUACCAAAAGCAGAAGAAAAGUUGGAGGAGAAGGUGGUAGAAGAGGAAAAAGUUGAGGUCAAAGUUGAGGUCAAAGUCAAGGCCGAAGUUGAGGCCGAAGCCAAAGUGGAUGUCGUUGAUUCCCAGGAAUCAGCCCUGGAUGAAGCCAAGGAAGAACGUGACGUUGACGUCGUGAUAGAUUUGGAUGCCGAAGAUCUCUACGACCCCAUGAUGGCCACAGAGUACGUCGUCGAUAUUUUUGAGUAUCUCAAGGAACUUGAGCCUGUCACCAUGCCCAACCCUGACUACAUGGACCACCAAGAUGAACUAGAGUGGAAGAUGCGAGGUAUCCUGGUUGACUGGCUCAUCGAAGUCCACACCCGCUUCCGUCUACUCCCAGAGACUCUCUUCCUCACAGUCAAUAUCAUUGAUCGAUUCCUCUCUGUCGAGAUUGUCACUCUUAACCGGCUCCAGCUCGUUGGUGUUACUGCUAUGUUCAUUGCUUCCAAGUAUGAAGAAGUUCUCUCUCCACACGUUGCCAACUUCAGCCAUGUUGCCGACGACACCUUCUCGGACAAGGAGAUUCUCGAUGCCGAGAGGCAUAUCCUCGCAGUUCUCAACUACGACCUCAGCUACCCCAACCCAAUGAACUUCCUGCGCAGAAUAUCCAAGCCUGACAACUAUGACGUCCGAACAAGGACGCUCGCCAAGUACCUUAUGGAGAUUAGCUUGGUCGACCACAGAUUCAUGAAGUAUCGUCAAUCACACAUUGCCGCUGCCUCCAUCUUCCUUGCUCGUGUCAUUUAUGAUCGCGGCCCAUGGGAUGCAACCAUUGCUUAUUAUUCUGGUUAUACCAAAGAAGAGAUUAUGCCUGUGUAUGAACUGCUUAUUGAUUAUCUUUGCCGACCACCUGCCCAUGAAGCAUUCUUCAAGAAGUAUGCUAGCAAGAGAUUCCUCAAAGCCUCAAUCAUGACUAGACAAUGGGCAAAGCAGUACCAUGCUAUGUACCUGAAGGCCAAGAACAAUGCUGCUCGCGAGCAAGACCCGAAACCUAAGUCAAAAGUCGCAUCGUCAUAG